This is a messenger RNA of Nicotiana tabacum (common tobacco), 652 nucleotides long. Its product is annotated as chlorophyll a-b binding protein 36, chloroplastic-like. Gene Ontology annotation, biological process: photosynthesis, light harvesting. Gene Ontology annotation, cellular component: membrane. The record is from RefSeq and is a predicted model, not a curated record. Lineage: Eukaryota; Viridiplantae; Streptophyta; Magnoliopsida; Solanales; Solanaceae.
GUAUGGAGAAGACAGACCAAAGUACUUGGAACCAUUCUCCGAGCAAACUCCAUCUUACUUGACUGGUGAGUUCCCAGGUGAUUACAGGUGGGACACUGCUGGACUCUCAGCUGACCCAAAGACAUUCGCCAGGAACCGUGAGCUUGAGGUGAUCCAUUGUCGUUGGGCCAUGCUUGGUGCUUUGGGCUGUGUCUUCCUUGAAAUCCUUUCCAAGAAUGGUGUUAAAUUCGAUGAGGCGUUAUGGUUCAAGGCUGGAUCUCAAAUCUUCUCAGAAGGCGGUCUUGACUACCUUGGUAACCCAAACCUUAUUCAUGCACAGAGCAUUCUUGCCAUUUGGGCAGCCCAAGUUGUGCUCAUGGGCUUAAUUGAAGGAUAUAGAGUUGGUGGAGGCCCACUUGGUGAAGGUCUUGACAAGAUCUAUCCAGUAGGAUCUUUUGACCCACUUGGGCUCGCCGAAGAUCCAGAGGCAUUUGCCGAGUUGAAAGUGAAAGAAAUCAAGAACGGCCGAUUGGCUAUGUUCUCAAUGUUUGGAUUCUUUGUUCAAGCUAUUGUCACAGGAAAGGGACCAAUUGAGAACCUUUUCGACCACGUUGCUGACCCUGUUUCCAACAAUGCAUGGGCUUAUGCCACUAACUUUGUACCCGGAAAGUGA